CAAACACCACACAGAGUCAAGCUCUUGGACACAAGGAACACUGUCUCUCUGUGAAAAAACACCAGUAUUAGGAAUUUCCUUGGCCUAAAGAACUUUUCUAUUCUGUUUAUCCUUUAGGGAAUAUGAGGCAAAGGAGAACUGAUUGAUUACAUGGAGGCUAGGGGAAAUGGUUGGAUCCUGAGAAUAAGGAUUCUGAAAAGCUGAAGUGUGUCCAGAGGAAGUCAGUGAGGAUGCUGAGAAGAUUGGAGACUAUGACCUAUGAGGCUUAGUUGAAAGAAGUGAAAAUAUUUAGCUGAAAUAAAAGAGAAACUCCAGUUUCAGCCUCAGCUAGAGCUAAAGAAGACUGAUCAUGAGGCCCGUAGGCAUAUUCCUGCUGCUCUCCUUGGCUCUGUGCUGCUUUUUAGAUACUGUUCAAGCUCAAGACCAAACUCGAGAUGCUAAUUGUAAUUACGAAUUUCCUGGAUGCCCAAGAAAUUUAGAACCUGUCUGUGGCACUGAUGGCAAUACCUAUAACAAUGAAUGCCUUCUGUGUAUGGAAAAUAAAAAAAGAGAUGUUCCCAUCCGCAUCCAAAAAGAUGGGCCAUGCUGAGGACCCAAAAUUAGCCCCUAUUAGUUUGGUAGCAUGACUAGCUUGCCUGAGUUUUAAAUAAAUGCAUGAUAUUGA
Monodelphis domestica (gray short-tailed opossum) is the source of this 664-nucleotide messenger RNA. Lineage: Eukaryota; Metazoa; Chordata; Mammalia; Didelphimorphia; Didelphidae. The record is from RefSeq and is a predicted model, not a curated record.